This is a messenger RNA of Solanum dulcamara, 2064 nucleotides long. Its product is annotated as UPF0496 protein At3g19330-like. The record is from RefSeq and is a predicted model, not a curated record. The coding region runs from base 426 to 1556 and encodes 376 amino acids. Lineage: Eukaryota; Viridiplantae; Streptophyta; Magnoliopsida; Solanales; Solanaceae. The transcript is spliced from 4 exons.
CAGCAAGUAGCUUUUUCCAUUCACUCUUAACCACAUUGACCUUUUCUGCAUUACUCUUCUUUCCCCUUAGAAAUGGUAUUUUGGGCCUUUCCGCCCACCUCUAAGCAACUCAAAUUCACACUCUCCGGCGUCAUCGCCGGCGUUACUCUCAUCGCCGCCGGUGCAUAUCUUUCCUUUUCCAAUAUUGCCCCUCAACAAGCUCGAGCUAAGGCCAGAAAAGAUUACAUCAAAGCCCGACUCAAACAGCUUGUACAAGAUUAAAACAACUUCAGUGUUUACUACUUUGACAGAAUUUUCGAAAACUGUUUUCUGGUUUGCUCUUGGAGAUUAUGCUUGCACUUUGGCUCUGUAAUUGAACUUUCUACGUUUCAUCAGCAAAUGGUUCAAGUUUAUGCGGUGUACCCAAUACUAUUCCGUGGAAACAAAUGCUGCAUUGUCUGCGGCAGCUAUCAUUAACAGCAACAACUAACUGCUCAUCUCCAUCUUUGGAAGGUGGCUUAGCUGAUGAUAACACAGCAAGUUCCCAACCUUCACCUACCGUUAACCUAUCACGAGCAUAUACCCUUGCAGUGCAAACUUCUUCCUACCGCAAGAUAUGGUCCAAGGUCCACCAUGAGGAACCUUCUGACCUUAGUGUGGAGGUAGCACAAGUUGAGUUCCAGGAGGAGCCGCUGCAAUUAGAAGAUGUCCUUGAACCAAAUCAUGAGUGCGUCCAAGAGGCACUUUUGCAUAUAAAACCAGAAGCCUUAAACCAACUUAUCGCUAAGUACUUGGAUGACAGUGAGCAAACUACUCGUCUCUGUAUCAGUUUCUCACAAAGUGUAAAGCAAGCUCGAUCUUUGUAUGCUCCUAUUUGUAGGCUGCUUGAUGUCCUUCCUCUGGACAUGGAGUCAGCUGGACAUUCCCUUUCGCAAGCUCAAUGCAAUUGGGCAUUUGACAUCUUCCUCCAAUUUGACAGCCUCAGAAAUCCCUUCCCUAUACAUGACACCCAUAGCUUCAAUGAUAUGCGUCAUUGCUACUUCCAGCUAAAGCGUGAGCUUGACCUUCUCUUACACAAGUCACGUUCAAAGGUCCAGCUUCUCCGUCAUGCUACCAAAGGCUCAGUCGUAUGUUUAGUUGCAGCUACUAUUGGAGUGAUCAUAACAGCUGUUGCUAUAGCUUCUCAUGCUUUUGUCGCCCUUGUAGCAGCCCCGAUAUGCUCUGCUUGCGUCCCUUCAAAAAUGGCAAAAGCAGAACUGGUUCAUCUGGUGCAGCUGGAUGAUGCAACUAAGGGGAUCUUUUUCCUUCACAAUCACUUAGAAACAGUAAAUUGCUUGGUGGGCCGAUUAUAUGAUGCUAUGGAGUUCUACAAGCGUCUUGUUCGCUUUGCACUAGAGAGAGGAAAAGACCGAUACCCCAUCCAGGAGGUAGUGAAGCAACUUCACAGGAAACAUAGCAAUUUUUUGGAAGAGCUUUCGGGUCUUGAGGAGCAUUUGUGCCUAUGUUUUUAUGCAAUAAAUAUGGCCAGAGGCCAUCUUCUCGACUAUCUCCUUCAUCAAAAUCAGGAUCCUGGGUAAUUAGUUCGUGUGAUACCGUCCAGUGGUGGAUGGCGCUCUCAGUAGCUUCAGGGGGCAAGAGACAAGGAAAUUUUCGUUGUCAUCAGAAGAUUGCUGAUGAAGAAUCGGAGACUCAUAGUACAACCCUAACUUAUUUGGGACUGAGGCGUACUUGUCUUCCAGCAAAAUGCUUAUUUUGGUAUCUAUUUUCAGGAGCUUAUGAUAUCCUGAUCACUUCUAAAACUAUGUAUGUCCCUUACACUAGCUCUUAACGUGGGAUUUAGCUAUAACCUGGUAUCUAUAGCGUUUAUAGAAUUAGCUAACAGGUCUGAUAGGAGAUUCUUGAAAAGGAACGCGAUUCGUGCUUCCCUCCAUUUUCCAGUGUCGUUGAAAUCAUUUACAAGAACAUUUUUUUUCCAGCACAAGAUCUAGCUAUACAUUGUCAUGUUGUACUCUUUUCCUUCUCUUAUUACAUGAUGAACAAAAUCAUUAUAAUGGUGAAUAUUGCAGCAUUGGCUUGUACUCUGAA